Messenger RNA from Rosa chinensis, 2125 nucleotides. Its product is annotated as zinc finger protein JACKDAW. The record is from RefSeq and is a predicted model, not a curated record. Lineage: Eukaryota; Viridiplantae; Streptophyta; Magnoliopsida; Rosales; Rosaceae. Gene Ontology annotation, molecular function: DNA-binding transcription factor activity. Gene Ontology annotation, cellular component: nucleus. The transcript is spliced from 3 exons. Bases 391 to 1779 code for a protein of 462 amino acids.
ACGACUACUGAAGAAAAGAAAGCAGAGAAAGAGAGAGGUUGGAAAGAAGAAAAACUAAAAGAUAGAAAAUAUUAUUCUCUUUUAGCCAUCGUGGUUUUUGUUUUUUGUUUUCUCUCUUAGAAAUCAAAACUAACCAGAUCGUCUUCCUUUCCGAAAGCUUUAGUAUAUUUUUUAGUGAGAAGGUUUCUUUUGUUUAGAUCGAUCACUGCUGCUCAAAAACCACUUGACUUGGGUUUUUUUGCUGUCUUUUGGCGCAAUCGGACUGUCUAAAUUUAGUCUGGUUCGAUAAAACCCCUUGUGUUUGUUUGUUUGUACGGUCUCUUAGUGUAUCCAAAACUAGUCUUUGUCUGUGGCUAGAUUACGAGGGAACAGGUUUGAGCUCAGAUUCAAAUGAUGUCCGGUGAUGGCUAUUCACUUAUACCUUCUGCCAUGGAAGGGUUCGAUCAUCAAUUGAACCCAGCAAACCCUAGCCAGAAAUCCAAUCCUGUGGUCAAGAAGAAGCGGAAUCUACCAGGAACGCCAGAUCCAGAUGCCGAGGUUAUUGCCUUAUCUCCCACCACACUUAUGGCAACGAACAGAUUCAUCUGCGAGAUAUGCAACAAGGGUUUCCAAAGGGACCAGAACUUACAGCUUCAUCGAAGAGGUCACAAUCUUCCAUGGAAGCUUAGGCAAAGAACGAACAAGGAUGUGAUCAAGAAGAAGGUCUACAUUUGCCCCGAGAAGACCUGCGUCCACCACGAUCCUUCGAGAGCUCUUGGGGACCUUACCGGAAUCAAGAAGCAUUUCAGCCGGAAACACGGCGAGAAGAAGUGGAAGUGCGAGAAGUGUUCGAAGAAAUACGCAGUCCAAUCGGAUUGGAAAGCUCACUCCAAGACCUGCGGGACUAGGGAGUAUAAGUGCGACUGUGGAACUCUAUUUUCCAGGAAAGAUAGCUUCAUCACGCAUAGAGCAUUUUGUGAUGCCCUAACUGAAGAGAGUGCUAGGCUCACUUCAGCUGCAGCAGCUGCUACAAAUCUCAACUUCGGAAAUGAUCCUACAGUAAACAACACCAUGAUUAAUUCUCAAGCUGUUCAAGAUGUUUCUCAAAUCUCUGAUUUCGACAAGCCCAGCAGAUUAUCGUUUUGGCUGAAUCAGCAGCCAAACAAUCUCAAUGUGAUGGACAUGGCAGUUGCAAAUCCUAAUAAUCUGUAUGAAAUGGUGCACAUGGGAUCUGCCACUAGUCUAUUUGGCUCAAAUUCUAUGUCCAAUUUCGGUGCCUCUACUUCAACAAGUUCUGCGAAUCUCUCCUUAUCAUCACCGAUAGGAAUAAAAGAUCAAGAACGCAGAAAUAUUAAAGCCAACAUUAUAAGCAAGCCGCCAGCAGCGCCCAUGUCCGCCACAGCGCUGCUGCAGAAAGCGGCCCAGUUGGGCUCUACUCGAAGCAGCAACCAACCGCUUUCGGGCAGCAGCGUAGGUGUAAUGACCUCGCCUUCUUCCUCAAACACAAUGAGCUUCAACAGCAGGUCAAAUGAGCUUAACCAACUUUUUCAAUCGAGCACUACUACUUCAUCGAAUCUGGUUAGCUCGUUAAGUUGUUCAUCGAAUAGUCUCGAACAGGUAAUGAAAUUCGGUGGCGCAAAUUCGAAUGCGAUUGAUCAUCAGAAUAGUCUAACUAGAGACUUUUUGGGCGUGGGAGAUCGUCAAAUUCAUAAUAGGCAGUUCUUGCCACAUGAGCUAGCCAAGUUUGGUUCGAUGAGUUCAGCUGCUAUGGGACUGAGUCCAUUCACUGGCAAUCACUGAAGUCCUUAUCAGAAAUCAACUAAACUGAGUCCGGGGUCGAUGAGUUGGGACCGAGUUGAAUCAAACCUGAUCGGUCAGCUAGCAAGGGACCGCAAACUGAACGAUCAAUAAGAGAGCAGGGUAGCGCUGCAGCCUGAGAAAAGUGGUCACAUACUCCGCAGAGGGGCUGGGCUGGUCAGGUGGGGGCCCUCCGGUGCAUGUCUGAAGUGACAGAACAAAGAGCGAACUCCGAGUCAUGAUGAUGUGUAAAUUAUUUGGACCGUUUUGGUUGCUGUGUACGUUGUUUUAUGUUGUGUAUGUUUAGCCUGCUGUUGUUUUAUGCAUGAUUUCUGUUUUCCUUGUUUUC